Molecule: messenger RNA, 4749 nt
Organism: Drosophila pseudoobscura
Lineage: Eukaryota; Metazoa; Arthropoda; Insecta; Diptera; Drosophilidae
Gene: bi
Product: T-box transcription factor bifid
Exons: 7
Coding region: 1161-4130 (989 amino acids)
Biological process (GO): cell fate specification; positive regulation of DNA-templated transcription; regulation of transcription by RNA polymerase II
Cellular component (GO): nucleus
Molecular function (GO): DNA-binding transcription factor activity, RNA polymerase II-specific; RNA polymerase II cis-regulatory region sequence-specific DNA binding
Source: RefSeq, a predicted model, not a curated record
GCGCUGCCCGUCUGAGUGUGUGUAUUUUACAGUUUGGAAGCGACCGGCGAGUAGUUCGUAUCGGCAUUGUAGCAGCAGAGCGCCGUCGCCCCGUUUUUCGUUGUCGUCGUCGUCGUCGUUCUCGUCGUGAUCUCAGUGUUCAGUAGCUCCAGCGCCCAGCGUCCAGCGUUCCAAUCGCCUCUCGUUGUUGUCCCGCUUUUGGGGACGGUUUGCCAUCCAAAAAUUUUUUGUUGUUCAUUUUUUUUGGGUUUCACUUUGUUUCUAAAACAACAAAGCAGAAGAGUAAGAGAGAGGAGCGGAGCGGUGAGGAGAGGAGAGGAGAAAGAAUUGUAGUUGCAACAAUCCGUACAACCAGAAGCCGCAGCAGAAACAAGCAACAAAAACACCGCGUCGCGGCUGACGUUUUGCCGCCGCCAAAACAGCAAAAAAGAAAAAACACAAAAAGCGCUGACAAAAAAGAAAAACCAACCAAAAAUGCAAACAAAAACAACACCAACUAAAAAACGUAUUUAUUUUUUUUUAGCAAGUUUCAAAAUUCUGUUUGUAUAAUGAAAAACCAAGAAAACCAUAAAAAAAACAAGUGACAAAAAGAAAAGUUAACAAAAAGAGAAACUGAAAAACAAAAUACAAAAACCGAAUAGAAAACCCAAAAAAAAUUAAGAGGAAAAAAGCGAGAGUGCAGAACAAGGAUUAAAUGGUGUGUGUUGUACAUAUAUUGAUGUGAGUGACUGUGUGUGUCUAAAAGCAAAAGCGAAUCAAAAAAGUACCUGUCGAACAAACAACAACAACAAAAACAGCAACAACAACAAGAGGAAGAAGAAGAAGAGCAACAAUUGCAACACUAAGAACAACAAAAGCAACAAGAGAGAAGAUCAGAAGAAGAAAGCUUUCCCGAAUACAGCUAGAACUCACGAAAGCUUCUUAAAGCUUCGCCGCUGGCAGAGACCACUGCAACUGUAAGGAGAGCAAGCAAAAGCACAGAAAGACAAACAGCUGUGUGGAUACAAAGGAAGAAAGAUAGAGGAGGAUCUCUUGCAGUCGAAGGAUACACGCUUCCCACAGCGGUAGAGCGGUAUAGCGGUAUAGCGGUAGAGAGCGAGAGAGUGGAUGAGAGGAGGACAUUUCUGCAUGACGCACAUGGUUCCAGUAAUUGUAAUGUAAUGAGAUACGACGUCCAGGAGCUGCUACUUCAUCAGUCUGCUGAGGAUCCAUUCGCCAGGUUCGCAAAUGGGAUGGCAUAUCAUCCAUUUCUGCAGCUAACGCAAAGACCCACUGACUUCAGCGUAUCCUCGCUGUUGACGGCGGGUAGCAACAACAACAACAACAACUCCUCCUCGAACAGCAACAACAGUAACAACAACAACCCGAACAACAACAACAACAGCAACAGCAUUGUUGCAGCAGCGGCGGCAGCAGCAGCAGCAGCGGCAGCAGCACAUCUCAGCAGCAGCUCCCCCGGUGGGGCAGGUGGUGCCGGUGCCGGCGGUGCGGGUGCAGGUGCGUCUGCAGGUGGUGGUGCUGCCAGCUAUCACGGCAGCUCCCCAUCGCAGCUUUCGCCGCAGAGCAACCACAGCAACAACAACAACAACAACAACAAUCAUAGCCAGCAGAACAAUAACAACAACAACAACAACAGCCACAGCAAGGGACACUUGACCACCGAAGAGCCACGAUCCCCAACGUCCACAUCCACGCCUCCACCGCAACAACAGCAACAACAGCAGCAGCAGCAGCAGCAGCAGCCACCGCCGCCGCCUCCACACCCACACCAUCCGCCACCAUCCUCAGCGACAGUGCCACAUCCCGCCCAUCAUUCACCCAGCGUGGGCGCCACGGGAGCCAAUCCCCAUCCAGGGCCAGCGGCAGGAGCAGCGCCGGCCUCGGGCCAUCACCAUCCGCCGCCUCAGCAGCAGCAGCAGCAGCAGCAUUUGCCACCGCAACAGCAGCCGCCACCACCGCCGCCGUACUUUCCCGCCGCCGCUUUGGCCGCUCUGGCCGGUAGUCCAGCCGGACCACAUCCAGGGCUGUAUUCCGCCGGCGGGCUGCGCUUUCCGCCGCAUCCCGCCCACCCGCACGCCCACCAUCCGCUGGGCACCGCCUACACGACGGCCGAGGACGUGGUCCUGGCAUCGGCCGUGGCCCAUCAGCUCCAUCCGGCAAUGCGACCGCUGCGCGCCCUCCAGCCCGAGGACGAUGGCGUCGUCGAUGAUCCCAAGGUGACGCUCGAGGGGAAGGAUCUGUGGGAGAAGUUCCACAAGCUGGGCACGGAGAUGGUCAUCACCAAGAGCGGCAGACAAAUGUUCCCGCAAAUGAAAUUUCGUGUUUCGGGACUGGACGCCAAGGCUAAAUACAUCUUGCUACUGGAUAUCGUUGCGGCGGACGAUUAUCGUUAUAAAUUUCAUAAUAGUCGCUGGAUGGUGGCCGGCAAGGCGGAUCCGGAGAUGCCAAAACGCAUGUAUAUCCAUCCAGAUUCGCCCACAACGGGUGAGCAAUGGAUGCAGAAAGUUGUUUCCUUUCACAAAUUAAAAUUGACCAACAAUAUUAGUGAUAAACAUGGAUUUGUAAGUACUACCAUACUGAACUCGAUGCACAAGUAUCAGCCGCGUUUCCACCUGGUGCGCGCCAACGACAUCCUGAAGCUGCCGUACUCCACAUUUCGCACGUACGUGUUCAAGGAGACCGAGUUCAUAGCCGUAACUGCAUAUCAAAACGAGAAGAUAACUCAACUGAAAAUCGACAACAAUCCCUUUGCGAAGGGCUUUCGUGAUACUGGUGCUGGCAAAAGGGAAAAGAAUUGUUACAGGCAGGCGCUGAUGUCCAAUCGAGGGUCCGACUCGGACAAGCUCAAUCCGACCCACGUGAGCAGCUCCCGGGCGCCGCUACAUCUGGGGCAUGCCGGCCGGCCGCCACACAUGCAUCCGCACGCGGCGCUCCUGGACCAGCAGGACGAUGACGACAAGCUGCUGGACGUGGUGGGGCCGCCGCAGAGUCCGCUGUUGCCUUUGAGCCAUUCGCUGCAGCAGAUGCACGCGCACCAGCACUCGGCCCUGGCCGCUUGGUUCAAUCACCUGGCGGGCGCCGGAGCCGGGGAGCAUGCGGCGGCGGCUGCGGCCAAUGCCAACGCAGAGGACGCCCUCCGGCGACGCCUGCAGGCGGACGCAGACGUAGAGCGCGACGGCAGCGACUCGAGCUGCUCGGAGAGCGUCGGCGGCAGCACCGGCGGUGCCUUUCGACCCACCUCCACGGGCAGCCCCAAGGAGGGGAUGGGUGCCACGGCGGCGGCGGCGGCCGCUGCAGCGGCUGGCCUCAAUCCCGGAGGCAGCUACCCCUCGCCGAACAUCUCGGUGGGCCCACCGAUCCACCCGUCGCCGCAUCUGUUGCCUUACCUCUAUCCGCACGGCCUCUAUCCGCCGCAUCACCUGGGUCUGCUGCACAACCCGGCAGCGGCCGCCGCCAUGAGCCCCGCCGGCCUCAAUCCCGGCCUGCUCUUCAACGCGCAGCUGGCGCUGGCCGCCCAGCACCCGGCGCUCUUCGGCCACGCCUACGCGGCGGCCGGGCACACGCCGGUCUCUCCGCUGCAGGGCCUCAAGAGCCACCGCUUCUCGCCGUACAGUCUGCCGGGCAGCCUGGGCUCCGCCUUCGACGCCGUAACCCCGGGCUCCAAUGCGAACCGCAGUGGUGGCGGGGGCGCUGACGGACCCCCACCCGGAGUGCUGGGCGCCGGCGGGUCCGGCGGGUCCGGCGGAGGAGUAGAGAACGGACCCCGCAGCCUCAGCUCCAGCCCCAGGCCGCGGGCCUCCUCCCACUCGCCGCCCACGCGCCCCAUAUCAAUGUCGCCCACCACGCCGCCCUCGCUGCUGAAGCGCCAGGCCCAGCAACAGCCCCAGCACUCCCCCUCGGAGCUGAAGAGCAUGGAGAAGAUGGUCAACGGGCUGGAGGUGCAGCACAAUGGCAGUGCCGCUGCUGCGGCGGCUGCUGCGGCCGCGGCCUUGCAACUGGCCGAGGAGACGGCCCAGCUGCACCACCACACGCAGGCCCACCACCAGCAUCCGCACUCGCAUUCGCAUCCGCACUCGCAUCCGCACCAGCAGCCGCACCAUGGGGCAGUGGCGGCCGCCACGGAUCAGUGACAAUUACUGGACGGCCGCUCCGAUUGCGAGGAGGACGGCCUGGAGCUGGAGCUCGAGAUGGAGGACGAUGUGGACGAUGAUGAGGACGAGCACGACCGCAGCUCGGUGAUCGACCUCGAUGUCGAUGUCUGACCGCAGACGGGUCUGUUGCAACGCCUUUAGCCUGCGCCCCAACUCAGCUGGGUCCGUGCCCCCAGUCCGCUCUCGUUCCCGGCACCGUUCCCGCUGCCGGCCUUGUCCUGGUCCUCGCCCGUGGCGGUCGUCUAGCGACCCUCCUGCUGCUCCUGCACCUGCACGCCCCACUGUUGUAUAUAGUAUCGGCGCGACCUUCCCCCGAGCAGAAUUUUAGCAUGUAGGCAUUUGUAGUAUAUAGUGGAAAACGCAAUCCCAAUCUCCUACCCCCCUCCAAGGGUGUAGCCCUCUUUCACUUCUGCCCUCUAAUCCGCUCCUGGAUGUGGAUGGAUUCGCUCUGUGGCUUCGCUCUGGAUUUGACCGCACAGAGACAGUACUUUUUUUGUCCCGUUUCUAAGCAACGUGUAGCCCGCAGAACCUCUGGUGGGGCCCGAUGCAGAGCGAAGAAGAAGCGGAGGUAUAUGCAGAGAGAGAGAGAGAGAGAGAG